Molecule: messenger RNA, 1239 nt
Organism: Naegleria gruberi
Lineage: Eukaryota; Heterolobosea; Eutetramitea; Acrasida; Naegleriidae
Exons: 1
Coding region: 1-1239 (412 amino acids)
Molecular function (GO): FAD binding
Source: RefSeq, a predicted model, not a curated record
AUGUUCAAUAAGAAAGUAACAAUUAUCGGUGCUGGUCCUUCUGGACUCUGUCUUGCAACCCUUCUCCAACAAGCAAACAUUCAAGUGAGUGUUUUUGAGAGAGAUUCUAUCACUUUAGGAAGAGAUCAGGGCGGUUCUUUAGAUAUGCACUCAGAUUAUGGACAAAUUGCCAUUAAAGGUGCUGGAUUAUAUGAAGAGUUUUUGAAAAUGUCAAGAGUUGAAGGAGAGGCCACUAAAAUUCUCGAAUCAACCACUUUGAAACUUCUCUUCGAAGAUGGUUCUGCACAAGAUUCCACAACAGAGAAUGAAGAUGCCUUUUCCAAACCGGAAAUUGAUAGAAUGGAUUUGAGAAAUUUAUUCCUCAAUGCAUUGAGUCCUGGAACUGUAGAAUGGAAUAAGGCAGUUGACUGUAUUAAGAAGAUUGAAUCCUCUGAAGGUCAAUACCAAAUUAACUUCAAGGAUGGAAGUAGUCAUGUGACUGAUUUAUUGGUUGGAUGUGACGGAGCUUGGUCAAAGGUGAGAUCCGCUUUCACACAAACUAAACCAACCUAUUCUGGUGUUUACUUUAUCGAAUCAAAAUUGCAAUUAGAUAGAAAUGAUGAUUUGGCAAGAAAGGUCAUUGAAAUGACCGGAAAAGGAAGUCUCUUUUCAUUGUACAAUAACAAGGGUCUGUUAGCACAGAGAAAUUCAAAUCAUAUUCGUUUCUACUAUUGCCUCAGAAUGGAUAAAGAAUUGGUUGAGCAAACUAUUCACUUUGAGAAGGGCCCUGAAGUUGUAAAGCAGCAAUUAUUAGAAUUAUUCAAUGGUUGGGAUGAUUCACUAUUGGAUUUCAUUAGAGUUAUUGAAUGUAAUGACGACUUUUCAUUCAUCAAGAGACCUCUUUAUUCACUUCCUCCUGAAUGGGAUUGGAAAACUCAACCAGGAGUUACAAUUAUUGGAGAUGCUGCUCACGUAAUGACACCAUUUGCUGGAUUAGGUGCAAAUCUUGCCCUCCUAGAUGCUCAUGACCUCGCUCAAUUUUUAAUUCAUGGAAGGGAUGGAAUAGCAAGUGAGACUCAAUCAGAAGUAUUAGAUUGGAAUGGAGUAAUUGCAAGUUUUGAAGCUAAAAUGUUUGAAAGAUCAAAAGGUGCAGCACAACAAACAGAAUACUAUCUCAAUUCAUGUCUUUGUGAUGGAAAUCCAGAUAAAUUCAUUGAGGCAAUGCUUGCUCAUCAUACAGAAGAUCAUAAUCAAGAAUAA